CGAAUCUCACCUGCGAAGGAUCGCAGUGAGCCGGGCCGUGACAUAUCUGUCCAUUCGGUUACGAAGUUGUGGGUUUCGAGUUGAGUUUUUGCUGGUAAUUGUUGACUUUUUGUGAAUAGUGAAAGUUAUUUUGUUUUUACGGUGAUAGUGCAGGUAACUGUCUUCAAUACUCAUCAGCCGACAACAUAUUACCCCACCCAUCCGCGUAAUCCAUUAAAUGAUGAAUGAUCUUUGAAGCUGGGAUGCCUGAGGUGAGCCGCUCGGAUUCCCAACGAUCGGACGGAUCCCAAAAACCGCGUGUCUCCUUCAAUCGAGAUGUACACGUUAAGAGAAUUGUGCCGCGUGAAAACUCGCCGUUAGUGAGUGGUGCAGUGAGUGGCGAUGGUAGAUCAACCCCCUUUUUAUCAUCCCCCGUUAGAAAGGAGCGCUUAAAAAAGUCAAAAAAGGAACUUUCUGCAGAAGCAAAACGUGUUAUUCACCAAGCAGAUAGAUUAGAUUGCGCUACAUCCCCCAAAGGUGUUGACUCGCAAAAGUUCUACACCUUGCAGAACAGAAAAAAGAAGAAAGAAUAUUUCUCAGGCUCCCUCGACCGGCGCACUAAACGAAAAAACUCGUUAGAACCUUUACCACCGAAGAAACCACCACGCACUUUUACCUCGAAAUAUUCCCAAAAAUCGUCCAUAUUCGACAUAUUCAAAAGAGAAAAACCACCAGCUCCGAAAAAAUCGAACUUACGUCGAAGUACCAGUGAUGUCUCUAACAAAAGUACAAACAUUAAUACACAGAGCGAUAGUAAGUUUAGAAAACGUUCUGGCAGUGAUAGCGAGGAAUUUCUAAAAAGGAGAAAAGAAAAGAAACAACUUUCUCCUAUAAUAGAAGUAACGCAACGGGAGGACUAUUUUUCAGCCCCAGAGCUAGACUAUUCCGAGAAAGAAAGUAUACAAAACAAGGAAAACUUAGAACCCAAAGGUUUUGUUAGAAAGAAGAAAAAAGAAAGUAUUACAGAACAAUUAAAACAGUUCAUAGAUGAGGUAGAUGAAGAAUUAUACAAAGAAACUGGUAUACGUGUUCCUCCUCCCGAAGAACAGAAACCACCUCAGCCUAUAAUAAUUGAUGUAGAAAAAGCCCAGCAAAUUUCUAAUAAAGAAAAGAAAUUUAAACACUCACUCCUUGCCAGGAAGAUAAAAUCAAUCACUGGUAAAAAGAAACAAACAAAUGAUACUAAAACAAGUAAAAAGCAAGUUAAUGAAAAAAAUAAACAAUCAAAAUUAUCCGAGAAAAAGGAUUAUGUAAAGCAAACAGAACCUUCUGUUCAAUUUGAAACUAGUCAAGGAACAAGAAUAAAAGAAACUAUCGAACACUUAGAGAAUCCCAAAGAUUCUCCGAAGAUGAUCCACAGCAGCCAAAUGCCAGCUGAAAAGCUGCCUUUGACAAAGGGUCGAACAGUCAAUUCUUUGAUAAAAAGGUUAAGUACUGAAUCCACCUCACCCCCUCCCUUAAAAACCAAUAUUCUCAUUACACCCCACGCUACAGUACAGCACAAUAAUAAUCAACCUUUUUCGUAUACAAGGGGUUUAAGUCCUGACAAGUAUAACGAAACAUCGCCUACACCUGGAAGUCCUAUAAUUUAUGCCCAAGUGGUGUGUGGUAACAACGGAAACGGAACUUCAAAGCAAACCGUACACACCAGUUACAGUAACGGUAGAAAACAUACACAUUCAGACUCAGAUGAGGGCUUAGGAGGUGAGGAACAUUUAGGCUUCAAAACAAUAACACGUUUUGGAGACGACUACGACGAAGUCGACAAAAUUGACGAAGAAAGUCCAAUCAGGCCUAAAUUUAGAAACCCAGCCUACCUCAAUGGAUAUUCAAGCUACGAACGCAAAGAAGUGUCUAAUGUUAAAUACAUAGACUCUUCAGCUAGAGGCCGUGGAGACGGAAUGGACUCCAAAAGAAGGGAGAGCCUUACAGAACCACAUGAAACUACUUUUACCUCCACUACCAUGUUAAAUAGUCGUAGUGAUUUAUCUGCUAGAAGAGACCAGUUAGAAUCUAGAAUAAACCGUAGAGUUAAUGACAAUUCCAUCCGUACCUCCCCUGAAUACUUAAAGAACCCCUAUCCGACAAACGUCUAUGUAACCGAAACUACUUCUAAGCACUAUAAAAGUGGAUCUUCUAGUCCUGUAGGCUACACGGAAAAGUAUUCGUCUGAAACGAGGACAGAUAAACAUGGAAAACAUCAUACAAAAGAAUCAAGGUCUGUACAGUACCUCGGAAAUGAACACAAAGAGCGACUGGAGUAUGAAAAUAGGGGAAGACCAAAUGGACACCAUUAUAAUGGUUUCGAUAAUGAGCCCAAAAGCUUUGACUCACAGAUAAGUUCCUCGCCCGAAAAUAGACGAUACGAAACUAGUCACAGUUACAAAAAAGAUGAAUACAGAACAUUCCACAAAUCAACCCCAGACAUUUACAGAUCUCAUCAAGACUCCCUACAGAGAGAAAAUGUUGAAAGAAGAACAGGUUCUUCUAAUUACAGAUCUGAGUACUAUGAAGAUAGUGACAGAAGGGAAAGAUUCGCAGAUUCUGGGAUCGAGAAUGAUUUCAGAAGGGAUUCGAGAGAUAACUUUAGGUCAAGACCCCGGCAUAGAAGAGACUACUGUAACGAGAGUGAAGAUGAGGGUUUUGCCAGUUCGCUACUCAUUGCCAGUGAAAGACAGCACACAGAAGAUAAUAUUAAUAAUAGAAAGAGACGCGAUUAUGACUCUGAUCGGGCAGUAUCAAGAGAAGACGAUCAGUAUAGACACAUAGAAACUAUGGACUAUAAGAGUAAGGUUAGAUCUAACGAUUAUGUACCCAGAGAGAGGAGUAUCGACGAUGGUUCGCACUAUGAUCCUAGAAUCGACAAAGAUGUUGAAAUAUAUACAGUGAGAAGGAAUGAAAAGAAACCACCAAAGCCAGAAAAGAAGAGUGGUCUUGACAAAGUGAAGUCACUUUUUAGUAGAGAUACUAAAAAGAAGAAAGAGAAGGUCGCCAUGGUGCGAGAAGAAAGCCUGAGAGCCAGAUACGUAGAGUACAAAGGAAGAAGUCCUGUCGAACCUAAAUUUAAGAAACAAGAAGUCAACAGUCAAACUAACUACGACAGACGACGCUUGUCAUCACCAAGUCCGAGUCCCACACGCGAACAUCAAAGAAACGUCAAAUCCGAAUCAACACACGGAAGUUGGUUUAAAUCCUUGGACCGAUUGUCACGAAAAAAAUCGAAAAAGGGAGAAAAGGAUGCCAACUUCACCAGCGGAACCGAAGAUGACACUCCCACAAAACCCACGAAAAAUCUCCGAUUUUUCGGAGACACCGACCAGGAAUCGAACGAUAGUAUACGCCACAAAACGUCCACCAAAACUCGUGCAGGAAUACCAUCCAGAGCCAGAAGUCAGUCCACAAGGGAGCUUCAUAACAUUUCAGAGGAAUUCAAGUCGCCUAGAAAUAACUACAAGUCUAUGACUAAUGUUUCUGAGUCCGAAAGGGAGACGAAAGAAUCCAGAAGAGGUCUGAAGCCACCGAUGUCACCGAACCAUCGAACUCCAUCUAGAGAAAACCAUCGAACUCCAUCUAGAGAACACCAUCGAACUCCUUCUAGAGAAACUUCACGGCAUGACAAAGAGCGAAGCAGGAGGAGAAAGAAUGAAGUCAGCUCGGUGGAAAGUUCCACGGAAGGUGAUAGCAGCCAACAGUCGCAAAGAAGUAUCGUCUAUUUGCAUGCUGCUACAGUUGGUGACAUUCCAGGGCCUGGAUAUUUAAAAAAUGGACGGAGGGCCGCCUCAAGAGAAGAAUUGGCCUCUAAUGGAUCUAAAGUUCAGCAGGUUAAAACUUUAAGCCGAUCUUUUUCAGUUUUGGCACCUUGGAAACCACGAAACCCUAGAGACGUAGAUAUCGACUACAGCCAGUACCCGAAAAAUGGCAAAAAUGGAAAAUACGAACAAAAAAUCUCAAAAACACCUACCCCUCGGAAAGACAGUUCAUCAACACUUAAAAAGAAAGCCCAGGAGUCUCGAAAGAACUAUACUAGUUCCAACGGAUCCCACGGUUCGAACGGUUCAACUUUAUUAAAACUGUCGAAAUCAAAAGAAAAUUUAUCUUCACAGACACUAAGAAGGUCUAAAGAGAACCUUUCUAAAGGUUCUAACUCUACUUUAUACAAGAAAAAAGACCGGUAUCCCAAUGAAAAUUCGAGAUAUACCCGAGAAAAAGAGGAAAAAAAGAUGGCUUCCAAAAGUCUUUCCGUUGAGUCGCUGGGAGGCCAAGAGAGAAGACAUAGGGAUGUAUCUCGGUCAGUGUCCAUGCCCCGAAAUCCGGAAAAAUCGGCUGGAUGGUUUAAGAUGUCUAAGAAAAAUAAGAUGAGCAGCGCACAGAGACUGUGAUUCUGUAUGAGUUUUGUGUAUUUUAAGUACUUACGAUUCAGUGGCGUAUCGAAGUUUUAAUACUGAUCUAAUUAAUAUUUAUAAUCAAGAAUUUUACUUAUCUUCGAUUACAAUUAUUUUGGAAACCAGUUUUUCAUUCAUUAUAAGAAUUGUCACUAAAAGCUUGCAACUAAUAAGUCACAAAUAAAUAUUAAAUUAUAAAUUUUAGAUAAACAAAGCCGAACACCAGUGACUGCUAAUUUUUUUUAUAAAUUAUUAUUCAAAUACUGUAAAAUUUGUAUUUGCCUUAUGGUAGGAAGACCCUAAGGUCACUUUCAAACGAUAUAUCACGAAAUUUGGCUAUGCCAGUCUAUCCCACCGAUUUGGACUAAUCGGCCCUCUAUGCCUCGCGAUGUUGUCACUACUUGCAACAUUGCGACUAUAAGUCAACAGAAAUAUCUGAAACUGCCAAUCAAUGCAGAUCAAUCGCGUUUCAAAGGUUUUUCGGAUUUUUAUUUGUUGCCUGUUACAAAUCUUGGCUACGAAAUGUCAGAAAUUGCACCCUCUCAAGAGAAAAUGACUUAAAUUUGCCAUAUUGAUCGCCAACCUCAAUAAAGAAGGCAAUUAGGAGGACCUGUUACAUAGUAAAAUUUUCUUCUGUUUCCUCCUGCGUAAAUUUUGAAGCAUUGUCUAUAAAUUCACGGGAUUGUGCACUUCUUCUUCUUCUACGGCACUACAGCCCAAAUUGAGCCUUGGCCUCCUUUAUUUUUUGCCUCCACCCUUGCUUCUCUGUGGCUGCUCUUCUCCAUACACGGACUCCUAAAAGGGCUUGUGCGUCGCUGUUUACUGUGUCUUCUCAGCGUUUUCUUGGAUUUCCAACCGGUCUCUGUCCAUGCAUUCUAGCAUUCAGUGCUCUUUUUGGUAGCCUAUCUUCUCCCAUUCUUAUCACAUGUCCGGCCCAUUGCAGUCUUUGUAUUCUAAUGAAGUCUGACAGGGGUGUUUCCUUAUAAAGUUGAUAAAGCUCGUUGUUGUAUCGACUUCUGAAGAUUCCGUUUUCCUUUACAUGUCCUAGUAUUCUCCUCAGUACUUUCCUUUCGAAUGUGUCGAGUUUGUUUUUGGAUGUUUCCUUCAAGACCCAGACUUCACCUCCAUAGCAUGUUAUUGGCCGAAUUAAGGUUUUAUAGAUUCUCAUCUUUAUAUUUCGGUGGACACUUUUAGACCGAAAUAUAUGGGAGAGGGCAAAAUAGGCUCUGUUUGUCUGCGUUAUUCUCUUCCGUAUUUUUCCAUCUUCUGAUCCCUCGGCAUAUAUUUCUACUCCCAGGUAUGUAAACUUUCCAACAGUUUCAAUGUCAUCUUCAUGUAUAAUGUUUUGUGGGACUAUAUCUCUUCUCGUCUGAGUCAUUAUUUUUGUUUUUUCUGUGUUAAUUUCAAGACCUAGCAUUUUUGUUUGUGUUUUAACUCUACGUCUGUUUCCUGUGCUCCUGUUGAUGUUCUACUCAUAAUAUUAAUAUCAUCGGCGUAAGCGGCCAGUUGAACCGUUCGGUUGGUCAGUAGGUUUCCUCGUCCAGUUUGCAUUUGCCUAACCACAUGCUCCAGUACCAGGUUAAACAAUGUUGGGGCCAGCCCAUCUCCCUGCUUUAGUCCCUGCGAAAUUUGAUUGUGCACUUAGUGUACUAUUUUUCACGGCACUUGUAAUAUUGCCUUCCCUAUUUCCGUCUUCUGUCCUGGGAGCUUAGAAUCUAAUUAUUGGUCAUUCUUUUUAUAUCGCCCGUCCAUCGCAUGGGUAGUCUUUCUCUACUUCUGUUAUCGGCUCUUGGUUUUCACUCGAGCAACCUCUUUGUCCAUUUCCCAUAUGUCAGACGGGCCACAUGACCGGCCUAGUUCCAUUUAAGUUUAGCCACCUGAUAUACAACAUCUGUGAGGAUACAGACAUACAGGUAUAUACAACAGCAGAGGAUAAUUCGCAGGUUUGAUUGUCUCUCGUGAUUCGUAUUUCAUGACCAAGAUAUUUGUACUUUUCCGCAAACUCCAUAUCGCAGUCGUUAAUGACAAUGUUUUCACUCGGUACCAGGUUUGUCAUUAGCUUUGUCUUAAUUAUGUUAAUUUUUAAGCCAACGUUAGAGCACACUUAUUGAAGGUCUUGCAACAUUAUUCUAAUAUCCUUUAAAUUGUCUGCCAGUAGAACUACAUCAUCUGCGAAACGCAAGUUUGUUAGAUUUUCUCCAUCUAUAUUUAAACCUUUCUUCCUCCAAUCACGCAUCUUAAAGGCAUAUUCCAGAAUGGUGUUAAACAACUUAGGUGACAUAGUAUCGCCCUGCCGUACUCCUCUGCCAAUUCGUGUGGGAUUGGUAUUCUCGUGCAGCUUCAUUACCAUUGUGGCGUUAUUAUAGAUGUUGUAUAUUAGCUUAGUAUAUCGAUAAUCGAUACUUCAUAUAUGUAAAGCAAGACUGUGUUCAGCUCAACGGUAUCAAAGGCAAGGACAAGUGGCCUAUUGUACUCAAUCGAUUUUUCAAUUACCGUCUUAACACUUUGAAGAUGGUCAUUUGUUCCGAAUCCACUACUAAAACCGCCCUUUUCUAUUGAUUGGUAAAAGUCCAAUUUGUUUUUCAGUCUAGUGGUGAUUAUUCUUGUGAAAAGUUUAUAGAGAUUGCUCACUAAACUGAUUGGUCGGUAGUUUUCCAAAUCAGCUGUAUCCUCUUUUUUGUGGAUUAGUAUCACUAAGGUGUUAUAACACCAUAUUUUGUAUGGUCUUCUAUAAUUAAGACCUUUCUCCAUAACAGUACCAUUUCUGAUAUGUUUAACACGUUAUACAUCGUACGUCUCUUCGUUAUUUUUACAAAUUUCGCCACUUUUCGUAUUCUAACUGUUCAACUAAACAUUAUUUUUACUUUCUGUGAUAAUGCCAAUAAAUAUUUACUAGUGUAAUUGGAUAUGGUAAUUGAGUCAAUACUCGCAAUCUUUAGUUUGUAUUUUUAUUAGUUGUUACAUAAUCGUGGGGCAACCGGUUUCGAGUCUUACAAUAUAUGACUCAUCAUCAGGCCCAGUACAAAAAAGUCUUCUCAAUACAAACUACAAGCUAAAAAACACAAAACGAGAGACAUGUACACAUAUAUAUAAAACUUAAAAACAACUUUGUCUUGGUUUUAAUCACAUACCAUGAAGCCAAGCAACUGUGUAGUAUUGAACUCAACCUUCCAUAGUAUGUAAAAAUGAGGCCUAUUGUCAUUGGGAGCGACCAAUAUGAUUGGCAACCCUUUCAUCAUUUACUAGUGUCUUUAUGCGCUGAUCAUGAUAAAAUCGAUUUUUAACUGGCAUGAAAGAGGUAAUAGUAGGGGAGGAAAGUAUGCUAAAUUUGCAGAUACUCAAGCGUUAUGGGUUGUGAAUAUUAGGUCCUAAAACCAUAAAAAGUUAAAGUUUUCCAUUUAAGUGGGGACUUUCGAUGUUUUAAUUUAAUUUUCCAUUUCCAACAAUCGUUGUUUCCGAUUAUAGCACCAUCUACCCAUUAUUCGAAAAAAUGUUUCGAAUAAAAGUUACUUAUUUUUAUGUAAAGAAUCCAAAUCUGCAAUAAAAAAUGGGGUAUAGAUUUUUUCGGACCCCCUUAACGACCUCCCCUGUAUUAAGAUCCAAUAUAUGGUAAGCGUACAUUUACAGGGUACAAGGUUUCUCCCCAUGUGAUCUUCUGAGGCGCUCGAGUAACUGCAAAAAUCGCCGCUUGGGCUCCCCUACCAAAAAUUGGUACAGAAAAGUAGCUACGACAUUUCCAGUUGUAUUUCAACAUGAAAGAAUAACGAAAAGUUUCUAGCCGUACUGUAAAUGCAAAUAUGUAAGUAACAAGCAACAAACAAAAUAAUAGUAGUCACUGGUGACUCCAGGUUUUAAAAUAUAUUCCAUCUACUUAUCGUUUGUAAAAUUAGAUUAUUCGUUGUUCAUUCCAUUAUCUAUAUAUAGAAUAAUCGUACCAAUCCAGAGCUGUCAUUCGUGACAGCACAUUUAGUAUAUCAGACAUUGUAUUUUUUCCACUUUAGUUAAAUAACUAACUUUUUGAUAGUGAAAUUAACUAAAAAUUAUGAUAUAAUAUGUAUACAUAUUAUCGGUUUGUUAGGACAUAAUUUACUUAUAUAAAUGAGAACUUUUGUAGUCUGUACAGACAAAAAAUAUUCUCUUUCAGAUACGCCACUGAGAAUAGUGCCAUUCAAAAGAUGUUUCAAUAAAUUAUUAUGUUCUCUCACAUUUACUGGUUAAAUUGUGUCCGAGAUGAACCAUGAAUCAAAUGCAGAGACUGGCUCCGGUACUACCGUUACUAAUCAAGUUCCUUAUUAUGUUUAACAAAAGUAAUUUUUCGUCACCGAACAUAUUGAAGGAGUUUUGUGAUUCUUUUCGCCAAACUAGUAGAUUCUUCAGGUUAAAAAUAACUACUUAAUAUGAUAAUUUGACGAGUAAAAGUAUGGAUAAAACAAAAUGGUUUCAAUAAUAAUCAAUCGCCAGUAUUGGUAGGGGAGAGGCUUGUACCUUGGGCCAGCUUGUACCAUGGGCCACCCGAUUUUUCUUUUAUUUUGCACGCGAACUGUCUGUGUUUAUUGUCUGAAGUUCUUCUACAAUCGUUGUCAUUCUGUAGUUAGUUGUUGAACGUGAUUAGAAACCAUUUGCGGCUAUCGUAAAAAUAUAGUGUUUUAUUUCGUGAAAAGUAACUAUUUAUAGGAUAGAUAAUUUUCUUUUUUAAUUUUUGUGUUAACAUAUAUCGUAAAUUAAAUCACAGGGUGUGUAUGCCUAUACUAACAGGUAGUUAAAAAACAUAGCGAGAAAUAUAACAAAACCGUUUUAUUAGGUGAAAUUCACAUUUGUUUUCUUUUCGGCCGAGUCUUGUACCUUGAACCGCUAUCACGUCUUGUACGUUGGGCCGUACAAAAUUAAUUGGAAAAAAAGAAGGCACAUUUUUAUGUUGCACAAGUAACUGCUGUAAAUCCCUAUUUAACGGUCCAGUAUAUGAAGCGAAUUCUGAACAGCAACAAAUUUUCUGGCCCAAGUGAUCAACAAUUUGACACUGGCAUUGAAGAUGUCUUACCCAAACUUAAACCACCAAGUAAGACUGGGUUGUCUGAAAGGCAAAAAGGAGUACAUGUAUUUGACUUAGAUUUUGAGAGGUUCAAUCUUGAAUGACACAAUUUUUUGUAUAUAUUUUUAAAGGUUUACGGGUGGUUCAAUGUACAAGACUACGUGUAUCAAGGUCCAGGACUGGUUUGUACCUUGGACCAAAUUAACUCUAAUAAAUAAAAUUCUAAAAAAUGUGUUUGGUUUUGUUUUAUUAAAAUAACCUUUGAAUGUAGUAUACUAUGGUGUAUAAACAACAAGUUAAUCCAAAAAUGUUUCCUUAAAAUUUAAAAACUUAAAAAUAAUUGAGCUUUGAAAAAAUCCGGUUCAAGGUACAAGCCUCUCCCCUACUACUGUAUAUUAUGGUAAAAAUGAAAGUUUGAGUCUUAUUGCAUUAUUGCCUCUUAUAUCUGAAUAAAUCUGUUAAAUUAUUCAUUGAAAUAAUGGAAUGUGUAUUUAAAAGACUAGAUUGUGAAAAGUACAUAACUAGUCCACGAUUUGUCAAUAUAUAAACGCAGAGGCGUGCGGUCCAUGGAAGCGGGGGAAGCGCCGCUUCCCUAUUUAUUCGUCGAUAUAAGAAAAUAUAUUAUUAAUUAAUAUUUAAUAAUAAAAUUUCUUUCCCUAAUCCAAAUAAUCUACAUAUUACCUAGCCAAUAGGCAUUGACGAAUAUUAAAAAUUAAUCGCGUACGAACGAACUCAAUGUGCACACAAUUCAACUAUUUGGUCCACUCCUGGCAGAAGCGCAUCUCAAAAUCGCCGCUUGUCAUGCAGUUGUCCCUUUUAAAAUUGGUCAGGGUUCAAUGACCGCACCCACUAGUCGCGCGGUUUUUGAUAUGCCAUGGAAGCGCUCGUCGUAUCGCCUUCCCGAAAGUGAGAUGCUUCGACUGUUACUGCUGCUAAGGGGUGCUUAGGUAUUACAUACAUUCGCUUAAAGAAUAUUUCGAUUUAAAUUUUUUGCAGAGAUAUUUCCUUUUACUGAUCUUUUAUUUGACAUUUUACAGAAAUCAAAUGGUAUUGCAUUUUGUAUAAGACAAAUUGAUGACCUUAUUAAUACGAUAAUUAAAAAAACGAGAGCAGUUUAAAAAUAUUUGGGAUAAAACUGAACAUAUGGAGUUUGAACAUGAAAGAAAAAUAAUGAAGAUUGAUAAUUUCGGAGACAGAGAAAACAGAGAAAACAAAGAGACCUUUUGAUAAUAUUCUACAACAAAUGAAUUCUAGCUUUCAAAAUUUUAACGAUUUAAAAUUUGUAGAAUUAUAUAUAAUCUUAAUAUUUCUAAUUAUAAUUCAUCAAAAUUUCCCACAGAGGAAUUUAUGUCAUUACGAUUAAAUAAUGAAAAUGUUUUGAUAUCCCAGCUUUGCAUUCUCAGUUAAGUAUCAUUUAUGAAACAACUGACAUAAAUGAUAAAGAAAUACCCAGAAAUCUGGGAUUUCUUUAUAACUACUGGUUUAAACAAGUCGCUGUGUGAAGUGGUCAAGUUGUGUGAAUUAGUACUACUAAUUAUCCCAGCCACAAGUGCAUCAAUUGAACGAAGUUUUGCAGUAUUAAGAUGCAUUAAAAGUUUCAAAUUAAGAGUUUAAAAGAAAUUCAACAAGCGAAGACAGACUUUGAAAGUUAGCCCUAUUAUCCAUUAAAAAAGACUGCAUUCAACAAUUAUCAGAAGUUGAUAGGAGAAUAGACCUCGAGUAUAAAUAAGUGUCAUUUUAGUGAAAGUUGUGUGUUGUGGAAAAUGCCUCGGAGUAUAUUUUUUUUAAAUAGGAUUCUUCUUUAGAAAACCAAGCCCGGUGCGAGGACUCAGGCCCGAGCUAGCAAUACAGAUCAAUGAUAGGUCACUAGUCACUAUAAAUAGCGGGAAUAGAGUGCCUCACGCAUUCACGCGUCACGGAUUUAGUGUGUGAGUACUUGUACGCAGGACGUCUCACAUAAUUAAGUACUUUGCUGAUAGAGAGCCCCUGCGCAUCAGAGUGUUAUCAGGUGGAAAGUUGCUCGACCCUCGACCCUUAAGAAAAUAUUUUUAUAUCCUUAUUGAGUCGCUUCCCCUUUCGAAAAAGUCACCGCACGCCACUGUAUAAACGUAAUAGUUGAUAAUUUUAGUGGGGUACACUGAAUGUAAAAAAGCAUUAUUACACAACACGUCACUAGUUUAGAAAAAUCUGUUUCUCUGAAACAGUUCCUUUUUUUUUUCUUCUUCUUCUUAUACUUGUUGUAGAUCUGUCGAUCUGUUAAUUCCGAGACCGACGUUGAAGUAUUUCGUGGUAGGUAGACUGGGAGCUAUCUCUUCAUCUUUUUGGUGGUCUCCCCGGUGGACGCUUGCCAGCUUGUUUUCCUUCUAGCGCAAUUAUUGGUACUCUGUGCUCCUCCAUUCUUUUUACAUGACUGAACCAUUCUCUUCGUCUUUGCCUACCCCAUAUUACUACAUAUUGUACGCCACAUUGUUCCUUUAUGAUGUUGUUUCGUAUUGUAUCCCUUCUUGUCUUCCCUGCUAUUGCUCUUGCAUGCUAGUCUGGUUACAUUUAAUCGUUUUUUCCAUUUUCGUUUAUCCUUUGUGAUUGCCUUGUUCGUCAUGAAUUUAAUCCGUCUAGGUUCCUAGGCAGUUUCGGUUCUGUGAGCCAAAAUAUGUCUUCCUUCAGGGCAGGAGACUAACCUAACCUGGCCCCUCCUCUUUUAUCCGGGCUUGGGACCGGCAACAUGACACUGAGCUACUCAAUCCACAUAUUACAAUGCAGGCAAAGUUAGUUCCUUCUUUUAAUAGAAGUUAUUCAUGAAAUACCCUCAUUUUUCAUAUUGAUAUACUAAAUUUAAUACAGGACACCUGAUCCACUACUUUCUAAUUUAUAGAAUCCUUCCCUUCAAUCAUAAUUCGGAAAUCUGUCAAAAUAUGCUUCCCUAGCAGCGAUUACGUCUUCUUUCGACAAAGAUCUUCUUUGUACUUAAUCUGAGAACAUUCAAAAAUUAUAGGAAACCAAAUCUAUCAAAUAGGAUGCAUAUUGAGACCAUUCGUACUUUAAUUUACUGUUUUUCGCGAUAGUUUUUUGAGAUUAGUGAGAGGGUGCAUUAUCUUGACGAAAAUAGUUUUUUUUUAUUUUUUAAAUCAAGUCACAAGUUUUUAAAUCCAGCUGCUUUUUCUUACACUAGACGAGAUACCUCAAUCUCUGGUACCUAUUCAUAAGACCUUUGUACCAUACCCUGAUUUUUUUUCAUAAGGAUUUCUUCUGGUUCAAGCCUCAGAUGACCAGUGAGCUUCCGCCUCAUAUUACCCAGCACAUUACAAUUGCAUAUGGCGGUCUCUUUUGUCAAUAUCCAGUCAACAUUUCCGUGACCUUUUUAAUCCCUCCUUUAUCGAGGUUCAUCAAAUUGUCAGAGAGUUUUUAUCUAUGUUCGUCAUUUUUUUGUUAGUCUGGAUUUGACCUUGAGUAGCUCUUCAUUUCUUUCGAUGAUUUCUUAUCAGCCACCUUUGAACCUCGUUUUUUAGCAUCUUUAGUGAUGCCACAGAAUGGUUCUGAGUCUACAAAGGUUUCUCCCGAAAUCAUGCUGAAAACCUGUAGAACCUUGCUAGAAACCUCUUCGUUGUUUUGCUAACAAAUCUGUUAAUUCAUUCCCAUACACCCGUUUAAUGACCCGGCGCCCAUAUUAAAUAUACUUUUAUUAUCCUUUACCAGGUUGUCGAGGAGAACUUUGCAAUUCCUCACCAGUUUUGAUUUGGUGAGUGGGUUCUUUAUGGUUGGAAUAGUCGCUUGCUCUCUGUAUAAAUGUUGAUUGUCGCUUGAUUUCAUCAAUGUGCUCAGCAGCUAUUACGUCUUCUUUCGACAAAAAUCUUCUUUCAAAGCAAAAACUUCAGCCUUGAACACAGUUGUAUAUUGGCCUAGGCUCUAAGACUUGUUUAUUGCAUGUUUGACCAAAGACUCCUGAUCCACGAUCAUGGGCAGUUUUAGUUUUAGAUCCAUCAAUCAACCACAUUAAUGGCCGGUUGCACCAACAGAUCUUAAGCUUAAAUCGAGAAUAUCAUAAGAAUUAAUAUAAUAUAAUUAUAAUAUAUUACAAUAAGAAUACCUUAAUAUAAUAAUAGAUAUAAUUGAUAAUAAGGUAAGAAUCUAAAAUUAUGGUGCAACGUAAGUGAUACUCAAGGAGGCCCUAUCUAUAAGUAGAGCUUAGCUAAGCUGGAGCUUAAGAUCUGUUGGUGCAACCAGGCAUAAGUUCCCAUUAAUUAAUUACAACAAUAAUCUGAGUGAAUUGUUUUGUCAGUAGGUAUGCAUAAAAUUAUUUUUCUCCUUUCCGAAAUGCUCCAAAUUUUGCUGAGACUUUUGCUUAACUUUGAAACCAUGUUUUUGGGUUUAACAAGUUUGGAUAAAAUUCAAAAAAACACCAUUUUGACACAUAUUGUCACGAUUUUAAACAAAACUAGCGGUCCGAAUUUAUAUAAACCUAUUUAUUUAGAAGUUUAUUCUAGAACAAUCGGGAACAUAGGGUAUAUAUUUCUAGAACAAUCGGUCCGCCCCCUCUAUUCGUCUCGUAAGCCUGGCUUCUGGCCGCUUCUCGUAACAGCGAGAACUCUCUAGACUAUGCCGAGUUGGAAUCGUUAUUUUGGGUCGGUCGAAAUUAACUGUUUGGUUAUAAUACUCCAUUUAACCUUGAUAUUUACGUGCUACGGAAGAAUUUGAGACUUCUUUCUGUUUAGUAACGAAAAUUUACUGAUGUUGGAGCCAUGCUAUCGCUUUAUUUACGCUAUAUAACAGUGUGCCUUACGUGUAGUGUUUGUAAGUAAAAAUUUGAUUUCUUUUUCAUUACGCCACAACCUAGUGAAAGGGAAUUUGAAUUUUGUAGAUUUAGAUUUUAGGUUACUUUUAUCAUAUCACUAUUCAACGCUCAAAUUGUUAAUACAUUUUUAUAGAAGACAUGUAUUUUGACAAGAAAUUUAUAAUAUGAUGUCUUGCAAUUCUAGAACACAAGGUUCUAUUUGUAUUUGUAGAUGUAACAAAUAGCUACAGUUUUGCUAGAUCAAAUAUUUUUUCAAAAAAUUUGAGAAAAAACACAACAUUAAAAAGUGUUCUUUUUUAUUUUCUUAUCCAGCCUUUUUAUUCUGUGUUGACUCUUUUGUAGUUUUUUCGUACUUUGUGUUUUUUAAGUUUGCUGUUGUGGCAUUGAAAGAGAAUUACCCGUUAUCCACAACUACCCCUGAUUCGUAAAUAAAAGUUUCAUUAUUAAAAUAUCUAUGUAUCUAAAUUGUCAGCUUCGAAAUUAAAGUAUGAAGGUUGCACAAAGAUUAAUAACGGAAACAAGCUAUUUCUAAUGGAUCUGUAACGUACAGGAAAAAGGUUGAUAUUACGCGGCACAGAAAUAUGACCGUGACAAUAUCUGAUCUUCUACUCGCUAAUUUAAAUAUUACCACCGGCUCCCGGUAUAGUAUAACUGAACAAAUUUAACUGCAACCUUCAAAGCCACUUGCACCGCAUCAACGAAUGUCUGUCGCGUUUUCUCUUCGCGGUUGCAGAUAAAUAGGUUUUACUGUACGUUACCUUCUGUUCUCCGCACUAUCGCUGAGUUUUGUCUAUUCAGCAUAGCUGAAAAGUCGGCUGGACUACACUUAACACAAUUUCAGCCAGUAAAUCCUUCGCCUUCCUGGUUCUUGUUUUCCUUCUACCGUUCCCUGUAAAAUUAGUUGCAGUAAUCCAUACCUCUCGCUGUUGCUCAUGAUGUGACCGAGGUAUCCGAUUUUGGAUUUCGACAUAAUGUGGAAAUAUACUAUAUUCACAACCAACAAAAAGGGCAUAACCUGAAUGAACAGCGCACAAAUAGAAUUAUCAAUAUCUUUUUGAGGCAACAGAAUCCAUUCCUGUGUAAGAUUUUAAAACCUUGUCUGAACAUUGUGCAGAUGGGAAGCAAUUCGUCUCUGAAGCAUAGUUCACACAUUUCCGAUGGGAUUAAGAUCUCUCGAUUGUGUUAGCCAAGCUAAAGGUGUAAUAUCCUCAUUAUGAAACCAAACUCUUAAUGUUUCUUCAGUAUGUGGCCUUGCAUUUUCUUACAUGUAACGCAAAUCAGGACCUGUGGCAAAGGGAAGGACAACAGGUUCUAAGAAGAUACGAUCAAUAUAUCGAUAUUGAUUCAAAGUGCCUUUCGCAAAAAAUGGGAACAGUUCGGUGAUGAAAAAUUAUUCCAGCCCACACCAUAACUUGUAGACCACUGUAUGGAUGAACCAGUACGUAUGUAGACUACUAUAAAUACGCCCGAGUCUUGUCGACCAUCCUCUUCAAACUCUUAUUCCUCUUGAAUCAGGGUAGAUGCAAAACCUAGGUUCAUCUGUAAAUAACAUAUAACUUCAUUCUUAUAAGCAUCCAUGCACGUGUUUUUGUGUUCUCCUUAAUCGGAGUCCAUGACGUAACAUGGGAACCCUCAAGCCAUCAAACCUUUUUUUAUGAAAAUUCUUUUACGCUGUUUUACUUAUCUUAAAAGCGGAGUCCAGCUACAAUCUGGAUAAAAUUGUCGAAUAUUGUCGAACUAAUCUGAAUUCAAUUGGAGAAACAUAUUCACUAAUGAAUAUUGAGAUUCAUAUAUUGCCAUAAUGGAUUUGUUGAAAUACAUGUCUAUCACUUUUCUUACUUAUAUCUUUAAAUAGCAUAUAUUUAACUGACUUGUAAUAUAAUAAUAAUAUUAAUACUUCAUUUAUUUCCCGGAAAUAAACACAUGAAUAAUAUGGUGCUAUAUUAGAUUUUAAUUGAAAGCCCUAUUUUAAAACAAUGUAAAUAACAAUGAAUGUUGUUAAAUAUUGUAAAUUUUGGUUAGGGUUGUGUAAGUGCAGUGUUACUAUAUUUGUUACCAAAUUGCUAUGGCAACAUUUGGAUUUGUAUUGCGUAUCGAUAUACUAAUCUGUAUUAUAAGUUUCAUCAUUUUUGUGUACUAAACGAGAUAGGUGUGUAAAAUAAAUCGAUUUUUAAUACAA
Molecule: messenger RNA, 16418 nt
Organism: Diabrotica virgifera virgifera (western corn rootworm)
Lineage: Eukaryota; Metazoa; Arthropoda; Insecta; Coleoptera; Chrysomelidae
Exons: 9
Coding region: 225-4418 (1397 amino acids)
Source: RefSeq, a predicted model, not a curated record